Beta vulgaris subsp. vulgaris (sugar beet) is the source of this 1035-nucleotide messenger RNA. Its product is annotated as VQ motif-containing protein 31. The record is from RefSeq and is a predicted model, not a curated record. The coding region runs from base 116 to 682 and encodes 188 amino acids. NCBI's taxonomy places the organism in Eukaryota, Viridiplantae, Streptophyta, Magnoliopsida, Caryophyllales, Amaranthaceae. The transcript is spliced from 2 exons.
GCAUUCCCUUCAAACAGAUGAAUGAAGGCAUGAGUUCAGCUUUGUAGACUCCCGGGUUUUUCGAUCAGUUAUCGUCGUAUCGAGGUAUGCUCAAUCCAGAACUUCUUGGCUGUCUAUGAAGAGAGGAAUGACAAUUCAGAAACCAAGGUUGCCAGAUAAAAGACUGCUCUGCUCUGCAUUUGAUGAACCCAACAUGGAGACGCCCGCAAAAAAGAUCGUGAGUGAUCCGAAACAAUUCACAACUUUUGUGCAAGCCGACACUGAGACUUUCAAGGAUGUUGUCCAACGGCUUACAGGGUCAUCAGAAGCAGCACACGAAGUAACUACUGCAAAAGGUAAUAUCGGCAUAAAAAAACCAGAAUUUAAACUACAUGAAAGAAGACAAUACAAGGCCAAGUUAGAGAUUAUUAAACCUCCUCUAAGGGUUGUUCGAACAAGCCCUAUGAACACCCCGACGAAAUGCUUCUCAAACCUAUCUUUAGUUGAAAGAGAAAGCAGAGGUGAAGCAUCGGCCCCAGAUCUGGAUACACAAGAAGAAGAGAAAGCUAUCAGAGAGAGGCGAUUUUAUUUACAUCCUUCCCCGAGAUCAAAACCAGGGUUUAAUGAACCAGAGUUACUCAGUUUGUUCCCUCUAACAUCUCACCAAACAGGUGAAGAAUCGAAAAUUUUCCAAAAAGAGUAGUGAGUAACUAUUAUAAAAGUAGAGCAUGAAAAGGCAGCUUGCUUUCCUCUUUUCUUACACUUUUCUUCUCCCUUCGAAGAGAAGACUCGUCAACAUCUUUCUGGGCAGGCAAAAAACCUAGAGAUCUUAGUUCUUACUGUCAGCUAAUUGAUCACAUCAGAUAGUGAAAAAAGGAUGAUGUUGUAACCAGCUGCUUCACCAAACUCCGUAUAAUUGCAUAGUAUUAUACUUGAGAUAUAUAGGCUGAGAAUUUCUUACAUUAGAUAUAUAUCUACUGUCUCAUUGCAUAUGUAACUUGUAGACUCGAAAGCUAUUGUUUUCCAUUAUAACACAAUCUUUGAUUUUUUGAAAUA